UGCUACACAGCUUUCGUAGGAGUCCCACUCUUUUCCUUUCACUUUUAUGAGGAUCACUUGCUCUUUCCACCUUCAAAGCAGCCUUUUAUGUCUCUAAAGACCAUUAUCAUGCCUCCCCGCUUCUUUUUGCCUUCCUUUUUAGUUUUGUGCCAGACAUCCGAUCAUUCUUAUCACCCUUCUCUGGAUUCUCGUUGCCCUGCAUGCCUGAAUCGUGGUAUCUGCGGUUGGACAUAGCUCCUCGGCUCAGCUGGCUGUCCUCUUGCUUAUGCACCUUGAUGCAAGGUUUGCCUUUUCACAGCAGCUCUUUUUUUUCCCUCACUGUAACCUGCUGGUCCCAGUCCCUGGAGCUGCUGCCUAGCGAUUGUUCCCUGUCCUACACAACUGGUUACUCCUGCAUCAAUGCAAUUAGUGGAUAGCCUGGGAAUUUUUUCCACUUGUGUCUGUCUGAAGUGGUCAUUGCCUUUAAUCCACACUUGCAAGCAGCAGUUUAUGAGCUCUUACUGCUACUCAUGAUUCCAGGCUGACAGUUUGCAGGGAACUCCGAGUGGGAUGAUUGGCAGCAUCAGUUUUGAGGUGUCUGUGUCUGAUAGGUUUACUGGUUUAAUCUUUCCCAACUUUUGUUAUCAUGCCCACAUAAUAUAUUGCACUCAGAAAGAAAAAAAUUAUCUGGCUGAUAGACAAGGACAUGCCAGGGUUUUAUAGAUCCCUGCAGACCCUAUGGUGAUUUUAUUUCCUUGAUAUUGUAAGUGAAACCAGCAUUCAAGUUAGGUGAUUAUAGAAAGCGGCCCUUGACUUUGGCUGUUACGGAUGAUCUGGUUUCUGUGAAUGUCUGGCUUCGUAUGGGACAGGUGACCCUCUUUGUAUUGAUUUGUAAUAAGCAGGAUAAGAACGAAAUGCAGAUUUCUGUGCCCUCCUCAGGUGGAUGUUGAUUGAUCCCAAGGGCUUGCAGCGAUGUCAAAUAACUUCUUUUUUUUUUUUUUGAAGGCUAUUGAAAAUGUGGAUCGUGAUAAAAUUUGACAGUAUCACCUAAAGUCAUUAUAAUAUUUUUCAAAUUAUCUCUGUCCCGUUGUUUCCUUCUUUUGUUGAGAUGAGUGAAUACUGGGAAUUAAGUAGCUGUGCUUUCAUUGGCAGAAAUACCAUUUAUGGUAGAUAUGCUCUUCGUUUACUUCAGAGGAGUGAAUCUUGAUCUAUUUUGUUGUAACCAGGGUCAUAAUUAGGCCGCCAGGGCAGCUAUCAAAAUGGAAUUAAAAACAAUUUUUGUAAACAGAGUUCAAAGUUCUCCGUUAUUUGACUGAGAGUCAGACCUAGGAGUGUAACUACAACCACAUGCACACUUUGAAGUGGAGUGGCUGAUUUUGGGGUUUGUUGUCCAUUUACCUGCAGUCUCACUGUUGCCAGGACAAAAAGGAGACAAUGAGAUUUGUUUUCUUUGCUCCUAUGUAUAGACUAGAUUGUCUCUUAAAGCAGGGAAAAAAACACAUCUACAGGGAGCUUGAUGGACAGAAGAAAAUGGUAGCCAGUCCUUUUAAGAUGAGGGAUUAGAGACCUCUGCUUAGCUGCAUGGAGGAAGGCUUCUGGGGCUCUCAGGAGCUGCUGUGAAGGUGAUCCGGGGAGAAUUAUGAAAGCAGUGAAGCCUGUGAGCUGGCCCCCAGGGCUCAGUUCCUGAGGCCAGUGCAACGCAAGGGGGUUGGUGCUUGAAGCAUAUCUGCUUGCCUGCAUCUCUUCAGCCAUGCAUGCACGUGGAAUUCCCUGUUUAAAAGACCUGUGAAGAGGUGGUGUGUUUGUAGCUUUUGGAUUGGAGCAAGGGGUUAAGAAUCACCAGCAAAUUGAAAAGCGCAAAGCUGCAAGAUGUCGGGCCGAAGUGGGAAGAAGAAGAUGUCCAAACUCUCACGCUCAAGCAGGGCGGGCGUUAUUUUCCCUGUGGGGAGGAUGAUGCGCUACUUAAAGAAAGGAACAUACAAGUACCGGAUAGGUGUUGGAGCACCAGUUUACAUGGCAGCUGUCAUAGAGUACCUAGCAGCUGAAAUUCUAGAAUUAGCAGGAAAUGCAGCACGAGACAACAAGAAAGGAAGAAUUGCCCCCAGACACAUCCUCCUGGCAGUUGCAAAUGAUGAGGAACUGAAUCAGUUGCUGAAAGGUGUGACUAUUGCAAGUGGAGGUGUCCUGCCCAGAAUUCAGCCAGAGCUUCUAGCCAAGAAACGUGGUGCCAAAGGCAAAUCUGAGACCAUCCUUUCACCUACUCCUGAGAAGAAGGGAAGGAAAUCCAUGGUGAACAAAAAGAGUGGGAAGAAGGCAAAGUCUACCAAGGCCCGGACACCCAAAAAGAACAAACAAAAGGACAACGAAAAAGAAGGAACUUCAAAUUCAACAUCUGAAGAUGGACCUGGGGAUGGUUUUACUAUCUUGUCCUCCAAGAGCCUUGUGCCAGGACAAAAGCUUUCUCUGACACAGAGUGACAUCAGCCAUAUUGGCUCCAUGAAAGUAGAAGGCAUUGUUCACCCUACAACUGCUGAAAUAGACCUCAAGGAGGAAAUAGGCAAGGCAUUGGAAAAGGCUGGAGGGAAAGACUUUUUAGAAACAGUGAAAGAGCUUCGCAAAUCUCAAGGACCUUUGGAAGUUGCUGAAGCUGCACUUACUCAGUCUAGUGGCCUUGCGGCAAAGUUUGUCAUCCACUGUCACAUCCCACAGUGGGGAUCAGACAAGUGUGAAGAGCAGCUUGAAGAGACUAUAAAGAACUGCUUAACAGCCGCAGAAGACAAGAAGUUAAAGUCCGUGGCUUUCCCUCCAUUUCCCAGUGGCAGAAACUGCUUCCCAAAACAGACGGCAGCCCAGGUGACUCUAAGAGCUAUUUCCACCCAUUUCGACGGCACCAGCUCUUCCUCCUUGAAGAACAUUUACUUUCUGCUCUUCGACAGUGAAAGUAUUGGCAUCUAUGUGCAAGAAAUGGCCAAGCUAGACACUAAGUAGCAAUGGCAGCCAAAUGAAACUUUAUUUUUCAACAAACUUGAGUAGCAUUAAAAGCAUUAGAGGUGGGUUUUAUUUUUUCAAUGUGAUGAGGAGGGGGAGUGGUAGUAGUGUGACGUGUUGUGACUUGAUGAAGAGCUGUGACUAGAGAUGAGAGGGGUUUAGUCUGAUUUCUUCAUGCUAUCAGCAUCCUCUAGCCAUGUAUAUCACCUUAAGAAACUGAGUUACCAUCUCUUUUCAGGAGUUUGCUUAGUGUCCCUUGUUACUUUAGUUUAGAAGUUUUUAAAGAGUAACCUCAUCUUAGAUUUGUAGUGAUGAAUAUUUCACACACACACACACUUUAAAGAAAGCUCUUUAAAAUGUUCUCCUCCCUUUUCCCCUCCCUUGAGGACAGAUGGUAAACUUCUGCCUCCAGCCCACAGAGACGGGAAAGGGAUUUUAAAAGUGAUGCAUGAGGAGCUUCUGUUUUGCUUUUAACUCACAAUAAUCUCUGUAAUUACUGAAAAUAUUUCAUGGUGAUUUUGUUUGUUUUAUAAGAAAAAAAGAAAAAGAUGUGUCAAGUGUGGUUAUUGUUAUAAACCCUACUUCUGCUCUGGGAAUGUCUCACCUUUAAAAGAAAGAAAAAAAGCAGCAGCAUCUGUAAUUAAGUGCUUACUGUGUCACACCUAGCACACAACUAACCUGUAGUGCUCUAAGUGACAUAAUAAAAGCUGCAUUAUAUUCUGUUGAGUUUCAGGAUUACAAUAGCCUCUUCAAGGCUUUAAGCAGGCUUUCCCCAGGCAG
Messenger RNA from Chroicocephalus ridibundus (black-headed gull), 3747 nucleotides. Its product is annotated as core histone macro-H2A.2. Lineage: Eukaryota; Metazoa; Chordata; Aves; Charadriiformes; Laridae. Gene Ontology annotation, cellular component: chromatin; nucleosome. The transcript is spliced from 9 exons. The record is from RefSeq and is a predicted model, not a curated record. Gene Ontology annotation, molecular function: DNA binding; protein heterodimerization activity; structural constituent of chromatin. Bases 1849 to 2967 code for a protein of 372 amino acids. Gene Ontology annotation, biological process: nucleosome assembly; heterochromatin formation.